AUGUCUGCCCCUCUUCGCACUCUUGGCCGUGAUGGCCCUCAAGUCAAUGCCGUGGGACUUGGCCUCAUGAGUAUCGGUGGCCGCGCCUAUGGGAAAGCAGGCCCGCUCGAUGAGACCGUGGCCUUCCUGGACCACGCCCAUUCCACGGGCCAACGAUUCUGGGAUACCGCCGACAUCUAUGGCGACAGUGAAGACAUUAUCGGCGAAUGGUUCAAGCGAUCUGGCAAGCGAAAUGAUAUCUUCCUUGCCACCAAGUUCGCCCUUGGGUUCAAUGGCACGGGUACGGUUCGAUCUGACCCUGAGUAUGUCAAGGCCGCUUGUGAGAAGAGCUUGAAGAGACUCGGCAUUGACACCAUUGAUCUGUACUAUUGUCACCGCGUGGACGGGAAGACUCCCAUUGAAAAGACUGUUGAGACUAUGGUUGAACUGAAGAAAGCGGGGAAGAUUAAGUAUCUUGGAUUGUCCGAGUGCUCAGCUGCAACUCUGCGUCGCGCUCAUGCUGUUCACCCCAUCAGUGCAUACCAGGUAGAAUACAGUCCAUUUGCUCUUGAUAUCGAGGGCAAGACCACCGACGUGCUUAACACUUGCCGCGAGUUGGGCAUUGCCGUUAUUGCGUACAGUCCGAUUGGACGCGGUAUAUUGUCUGGCCAGAUCAAGUCACCUGCCGACAUUCCAGAGAACGAUUUCCGCCACAUGCUACCGAAGUAUUCCCAGGAAAACUUCCCUCAGAUCUUACGACUGGUCGAGGGAUUGCAGGGUAUUGCCAAGGCCCAUGACAGCACCACAGCACAGGUUGCUCUCGCAUGGUUGCAGGCUCAGGGCCCAGACAUUAUUCCCAUUCCCGGAACCAAGUCGACAUCGCGCAUGGACGAGAAUGCCGCUUCUGCUUUGCUCACAUUGAGCGACAAGGAAGUGCAGCAGAUUCGUGAGCUUGUUGAGCGCACCGAGAUUAUCGGCGAUCGUUACCCGGAAGUACUAAACCGAGCUACUUUUGCCGACACUCCGACAUUGUAA
Messenger RNA from Penicillium atrosanguineum, 1014 nucleotides. RefSeq lists its product as uncharacterized. The transcript has 3 exons. The record is from RefSeq and is a predicted model, not a curated record. Bases 1 to 1014 code for a protein of 337 amino acids. Gene Ontology annotation, cellular component: cytoplasm. Lineage: Eukaryota; Fungi; Ascomycota; Eurotiomycetes; Eurotiales; Aspergillaceae.